AUGUGAGGCUGGGGUGGGUCAUUGUGUUAUCCCAACUGGACAGAAACCAGCGAAAACCAUUGCAGGUAGAAGCAGAGGGAGGGGCGGUGCGAGGGUGAGUCAUGGCAAAGUUGGCGGCAGUGCAGCAUCAACGCCACCCGCCUUCUUCACUCUCUCUCCUCCCUUCUUCUUUCUCCGACUUCAAUAGCACCAGACUCCAUGCUUGCAUUCAGUACAAGAGGAAGGUGUGGCAGCCGAAAGGAGCUCUGUGUGUCACCGCAUCGAGCACCAAGAAGAUCCUAAUAAUGGGAGGCACCCGUUUCAUCAGUGAGUUUUUGUCGAGACUACUCGUCAAGGUUGGUCAUCAGGUUACUUUGUUUACCAGAGUAGAAGCACCCAUCAUUCAACAAUUGCCCGGUGAGUCGGACAAAGAUCAUGCUGAUUUUUCUUCUAAGAUUAAAGCUUUUGCAGUUUCAAGGAGGAGUGUGAUGGCCUUGAUCUUAUCAAGUUGUAUCUUCUCACAAAUUGGUUUGGGCGACAUUGCAUUUGCAGAGCCGUCUGUCGGGUUAAGAGAGUACAUCGAUACCUUUGAUGGUUACUCUUUCAAGUAUCCUCAGAAUUGGCUUCAAGUCCGAGGUGCUGGGGCUGACAUAUUCUUCAGAGACCCUUAUGUUCUAGAUGAAAAUCUCUCAGUGGAGUUUUCAUCUCCUUCAUCAUCCAGGUACAAGAGUGUUGAAGACUUGGGUCCGCCAGAAGAAGCUGGAAAGAAAGUACUCAAGCAGUACUUGACAGAAUUCAUGUCAACCAGACUCGGAGUCAGGCGCGAGUCCAAUAUCAUUUCCACUUCUUCGAGAAUCGCAGAUGACGGUAAAAUGUACUAUCAAGUAGAGGUGAACAUAAAGUCGUAUGCCAACAAUAAUGAACUGGCAGUUAUGCCCCAAGAUCGAGUGGUUCGUUUGGAAUGGGAUCGAAGGUACCUUUCAGUUCUUGGAGUUGAAAACAAUAGGCUGUAUGAGUUGAGACUACAAACUCCAGAAAACGUCUUUUUGGAAGAAGAGAAUGAUCUUCGCCAGGUCAUGGACUCUUUUAGAGUAAACACGGUGGCCAGCUAAUUUAACUUCGUUGAAUCUUUUGUGGAAAUGUAACAUCCAGGUUUUUCUAUGGCUUGAGGCUCUGUUUUUUUCUUUCCGCAAAACAAUUUUGCAUCUGCUGCCACAGUUUGAGUCCUGGAUUUCUCCAUUCAACCUGCAGUCGUAUUGCAAAAUUUUACACUGAA
Messenger RNA from Syzygium oleosum, 1255 nucleotides. RefSeq names its product psbP domain-containing protein 1, chloroplastic. The record is from RefSeq and is a predicted model, not a curated record. Gene Ontology annotation, cellular component: photosystem II oxygen evolving complex; extrinsic component of membrane; photosystem II. Gene Ontology annotation, molecular function: calcium ion binding. The transcript has 5 exons. Bases 102 to 1091 code for a protein of 329 amino acids. Gene Ontology annotation, biological process: photosynthesis. Lineage: Eukaryota; Viridiplantae; Streptophyta; Magnoliopsida; Myrtales; Myrtaceae.